This is a messenger RNA of Hemiscyllium ocellatum (epaulette shark), 8230 nucleotides long. RefSeq names its product reticulon 4 receptor-like 1b (gene rtn4rl1b). The coding region runs from base 560 to 1882 and encodes 440 amino acids. The transcript is spliced from 2 exons. Gene Ontology annotation, cellular component: plasma membrane. The record is from RefSeq and is a predicted model, not a curated record. NCBI's taxonomy places the organism in Eukaryota, Metazoa, Chordata, Chondrichthyes, Orectolobiformes, Hemiscylliidae. Gene Ontology annotation, molecular function: protein binding.
UUAAGCAGUUCAACAUUGCACACUGGCUUUGUAACCACUACAACGUCUAUGUCCGACCGCUUGUAGUCUAAUUUACCCACUUCCUCCUCACCCCCAAAAAACUACACUGAAAUUGGGCUGCUUUUAUUCUCUCCAUCUCUCUCUCUCUCUCUCUGAAACGACAACUCCUCCCCAUUUCCCCCCCUCUUCUCCUCCUCUUCCCUCCUUCCCGGGGUCUGAUAGAAUACCCCUCCGUACCUUCUCUCUCUCUCUCCCACCCCCCACCCCACCCCAAGCCCCUACAAUCGCCACCACCACCGGGUCACAGACUCUCUGUGAGCCGGGCUUGGUGUGUCUCCUGUCGGCUUCAGCCGCUCUCUCUCUCUCUCUCUCUCUGUGUCUUGCUGCCUCUCUCUCUCUUUCUCUUUCUUUAUUUAACACUCUCAGGAUGCAAAAGACCUGGUUCAGGAUCUCUGUGAAGCAGCCGACAGCCCGCUUCCCUCUGCCGGAUCGGUGCUAAAUUCGAGGAGAUUUAUUCUGUGAACUGCCAACUUUUCUCGCGGCUGGUCAGGGGAGGAAAAUGAGCAGGAAAGGCUGUCACCUCGAGCUGUUCCUGAUGUUGCUCGGAUUGGAGUUCCACAUUUCAGUCUCCUGUCCAAAACACUGUGUGUGCUACCCUUCCCCGAUGACUGUCACUUGCCAGUCGCAUGGCUUCACCUCCAUCCCAGAAGGGAUUCCAACCAACAGCGAGAGAAUAUUCCUCCAAAACAACAGGAUAACUCUUCUGUUGAGGAAUGCUUUCAGCCCGUCCACAGUCACCCUUUGGUUAUACUCCAACAACAUCACCUUCAUUGACCCAGAAGCCUUCCAUGGAUUCAGUCUCCUGGAGGAACUUGACCUGGGGGACAAUCGGCACCUGAGGUUCCUGGAUGCGGAGACCUUUGCUGGUUUGGAGAAGCUGCAUGCUUUGCACCUCUACCGUUGUGGGUUGACGUUUCUGCCCAAUGGAAUCUUUGAAGGUCUUCAUAACUUGCAGUAUCUCUACCUACAGGAUAACCAUAUAGAGUACCUUCAGGAUGACCUGUUUCUAGAGCUGGUGAACCUCACGCAGCUCUUUCUGCAUGGGAAUAAGUUGUUGAGUUUAUCCCAGAACACCUUCAGAGGUCUAGUCAACCUAGACCGCCUGUUGCUCCACCAGAACCGGCUUCAUUGGGUGAACAAGCGAGCUUUCCAUGAUCUGCGUAGGCUGGCCAUUUUGUAUUUGUUCAAUAACAGUCUAAGCUCACUUCCUGGGGAAUGUCUGGCGGAGCUCGGAUCGCUGCAGUACCUCAGGCUCAACGGAAAUCCUUGGGAAUGUACCUGCAAAUCCCGAUCCCUGUGGGAAUGGCUGCAGAGGUUCCGGGGAUCGAGCAGCAGCGUCAUCUGUGAGUCGCCCAGGGAACUACAAGGGAUUGACCUGAAGGUCCUGUCCCCCCUGCUCUUCAAGAACUGCACGGCCUCGGAAUCAUUCAACCAGAUCCGAACCAGGCAGCACCACCCCCAUCACGGGCUGGCACCCGGGCAUUCCUCCCGGGGCAUGGCACCAGGGCCGGAGCAUACUGUGACCGGCCGGAACGGCAGCGGCAGCCAGCGGGAUGACGAGGCCAAGGACUACCCGGGCGAAGCGGCUCCGAAGAAGUCGCCGGACGGGGCGUGGGGUGGCGAUUAUCUGCCCGACCCCGGCCAGAGACCCCAGACCAUCCGCCCGUUCCCCCCCAAGCGCAGGCCCCGGGUGAAGUGUACCCGGCGCACCCACUUGGAGCCCCCGCCCGGGAUCCAGCAGCCGGCUGGGGGUGGCAGCCGUCCCUGUCCUGGGCUCAGGUGGCUCCCCCUGCUGGCGGCCCUGGUCCUCGUUGUACGUUGAACCCAUUAACCAUCUCCCGCUCCCAGCCCACCCCCUCCCCCGCCCCUCUCUCCAAUCCACCCACUCCAGUAAUGAAAAGGGCAAAAACUUUCUAACACUGCCGCCAAUCCAGUAGGGACCAAAAAAAAGGGAAAAAAAAAACAAAAAAAAGUCAAUUUUUAAAAUUACAAGUGAUUAAUACUGUUACUAUGUGCUUAGGCAGACUACGGAUAUUGUUGGAUGGUAUUAUUGUUUCGGACAAUUGGAAUAUAAUUGGAAAUCAUCGGAAUAACAGUCCCAAUGGAAAUGAAUCAGCAACAGGGGAUGAUGUGGCUAAGGACUACCUACAAAGCAGCAGGAGAUGUGUCGGAGGGAGCGCUCAGAAAUCUUAUUUUGACGAAGCAUUCCCAGCGUCUAUUUGACAUUCCUGCUGCCAGCUGUGCCCGCUACACCAGGAGGAGCCCUAAAACUCUUGGAUCGCACCAUUGCUUUCUGGAGGGAUUUCUCCCUCUUGUCGUUGGUGGGGGAAAGGGGAUGAGUGUGUUGGUCAGCGAAGCAAUGGUGGUUCCAGACGUUUUCUGCAUGGGUGCGGGCAUGUUCCUCAAACCACACUAAAACAAAGCUGGCAUCAGCCACCUCCUCAUGAGGUUUUAUGGUGGUAAGAUGCCAGCUGAAUAAUAUGCAUUGCAUAAUCACCACGGAUGAUCAUGGUCUAAAACCCAGAGCUUAAUUCAUCCGAGUACCAAAAACUGGAGGCCAGAUAAUUGUAUGAAACGAUUCGUAUCAGAAUAAUUUUUUUUUAAAUGUGUCUAACCUAUCAUUUGGACAAUGGGAAGCCCUUAUAUAGUUGACGUAUAUUCAUUUCUGGAAGUAUAUGUUUACAGAUUAUGUUGCUACCCUGGUACAGCUUUUGCUAAGGUGUUUUUUUGUUCUGUCUCGAGGAGAUUGUGGAUGCUUUACACACAAGCCAUGGAUCCAGAUAGGAUGGACACAGGAGUCUGUGCUGUUCUGGUCCAACUCACUGGCUUCUGCUUUGUCCCCUCCCCCCACCCCCCCAACAUUUGGGUGGUGGUUGCCAGGAGUUGAGUGGAAAUGAGACGUUAUCCAUUUGGUGUUCAGAAUGUGGCUCCAUUUGAUGGAGGGGGCACUAAAACCUCCCCAUUUAUUUUUGUUUCUGUACUAAAUGUAAAUUUGUUGUACCUGAAUUUACAGAAUUGCUUUAAAUAUAUAUCUAUAUAAAAAAUACAAAAAAAAAACUUUCCUUUCGGAAGAGAUCAUGGUAACAAACGCAGUAUCCCUUUUUGUUCAGCUAUCUAAACAAUUGAAAAUGUAAAUCUGUUUUGCUUCUGUCAGCACAGUGGUGUUCCACAAGUCCAAAGUGCUUCAUUUUCAAUGGGGUUGGGGGCAAGGGCAAAACCUCAAUCUUGGGGCAUGAAGGGGACUGAAUUUCACCUCCCUGAUUACCUCCUCCAAGUCUAAUGACCCCGUCAAGCCAACCCUUCAGAUGUAUUGCACCAUUGGUAUUCAUUCAAUCAUUAUCAUUUGUUUUUCAUUUUGAAGACCCCCUUUCCAUUCUGAGUUGGUUGUUUAACAUUGCAGGCACGGUGAUAUCUCAUGAACAGUACUCGAUUGGAGAUAAUCAGCAUGGGAGAAUGGGUGGACGGUUACUGGUAGGUGCAUUGGGUUAAAUGUUCCUUGUUCUGACCUCAAAUUCAAUAAAAGUCUUGCUCUCCUCCUACACGCCAGGGUUCCAUGUGAAAUGGGGUUAGGCAGGCUCCAACUAGCUCAGUCCACUGUCGAGGUCUCCCCCCAGCUUGCUGCAUGUUGGUAUUGUCAGUAGGCAGACUGUGAUGACCAAAUGGCACAGGAAGAUGGAAGACCUCAUGUUGGUACAACAGGAGGGAUGUGUCUCGACGACUGAGGAUAGUACAUCGUCGAGAAGAGCAGAGGGAGUCUUACCCUAUGCCUUAACAUCCUCUGACCAUGUGAGAGUACUCGAUGUUAUCAGGGACAGCAAGCUGUGGUCACCCUUCACAUUUUCACAAGUACGUUGAACUACUUGAAAUGAACUGCACAGAAGCAGACCAUUCAGCCCAACUAGUUCAUGAUAGUGUCUAUAUUAUUUCAUUCAUUGUGGGAUGUAGGUGUCACUGGCUAGGCCAGCAUUUAUUGCCAAUCCCUAAUUUCCUGGGCAAAGGUUUUGGUGAGCUACCUUCUUGAAACACUUAUGGACCAGUGUAGUUGCAUGCACAGUGCAGUCAGGGAGUGAGUUCCAGAUUUUGAUCUAACAACAGUGAAGGAAUGGUGAUAUCAUCUCAGGUCAGGAUGGUGUGUGGUCCAGAGGUGAAUUUGAUGGGAAUUCACCUGCUGGCCUUGUUCUACUAGAGGUCACAGGUUUGAAAGGAACUCUAGCAUAAUCCCUGAUGAGGUACUGCAGUGCAUCUUGUAGAUGGUACACACUGUCGCUACUGAAUGUCAAUGGUAAGGGAAUGGUAAAUGCAAGUGGAUGCCCAUCUAAUGGACUGCUUUGUCCUGGAUGUGCAUGUCACUCAGAAACCUCCUCCCAACUCAGUUCACUCUCUCAGUGUAACCUUUCUCCCUCUAAUUUAUAUAUCCCCUGAAUAUGUUUUCUGCUGCACACACAGGUGAGUGCUACAAACAACAAACUUCCCCUGGGUAACAAAAGCAGGAGUAAAAGCUCCUAUUGCCCAGUUCUGACAAAUAACCAAGUUCACCUGAAUUAAAACAACGCAAGAAAAAAAUUUAAGAAGUUUCUCCAUGACAGUAAUGUCCUGAUGUUUAUUUGACAGAAUUGAAGGAUUUUAAACUUUGAAGAGGAGCUUUCUUCCCCAAAUAAAGAGAGCCAAGGACUGUUAAUAUUGUGCAGCACGUCCCUUCUUGAUUUCACUCAUCCAGUGAAAAACAUGCAAUUACCAUCUAAUGAAUAAACUGUUUGUACAGCACUCACCAAAUAAACUGGUAGCACAAAAUGAUAGCCUUACCUAAUUUUAUUUACUGCUUAUACUGUCUUUUUGUAUAAGUAAAAGAUGUAUUGGGCAAAAUAUAUCAUAGGAGAAAGUGAGGACUGCAGAUGCUGGAGAUCAGAGCUGAAAAUGUGUUGCUGGAAAAGCGCAGCAGGUCAGGCAGCAUCCAAGGAGCAGGAGAGUCGACGUUCCGGGCAAAAUAUAUCAUAGGUGAGAGAGUAGAAUAUUUUCCUGCUGUCAAACGAUAAGUUUCCUGAUAUCGUAAAAACUUUCAGGAUGGAAAGGUUUGUUCAUUUUCAUUUUUAUAGGAUGAAUUGUUGCACAGAGGUUAGGUCUUGUUGCAGAAUGGCUUUACUUUGAGGAGUUCAGUUUUGGUGGUCCAGCAGGCAAGGACUGACCCCCACUCCCAGGCACCUCCUCCGAGGUUGUGAUUUUCACAUUACCCCCUGAUCUCACCUGGGGAUAUACCCUAUGUCAAGGGUUAAGGCAGGAAGCAGAGUACGCAUAGGGUUCACAGGCUGUGGGUAUAACUGGCAAGGUCAGAAUUUGUUGCCCGUCCCUGAUUGCUCUCCAGCUGAGUGGCUCAUUCUGCCAUUUUAGGGGAGCCAUUAAGAGUCAACUUUGAGUGGAGGCAAUGGCCUAGUGUUAGUACCACUAAGUUAUUAAUCCAGAGACACAAGAUCUGAUUUGCAUGCUCCCAUGGUAGAUGAUGAAAUUUUAAUUAAUUUUUAAAAAAUUUAAAUUAAAUGCCUAGUGAGGACCAUGAGGCUAUUGUUGAUGGUCAGGGGAAAAAAAACACAUCUGGUUCACUAAGAACCUUUAGAGAAUGGCAAAAUGAGAAGUCAUAUGACAUUAGGUUAUAGUCCAACAGGUUUAUUUGACACCACUCUGAAAGCUUGUGGUUUUAAAUAAACCUGUUGGACUAUAAUCUGAUGUUGUGUGAUUUUUGACUUUUGUUGACCCCAGUCCAACACCAGCAUCUCCACAUCAUGACCUUAGGGAAGGAAAUUGCCAUCCUUACCCUGGUCUGGCCUACAUGUGACUUCAGACCCAUAGCAAUGUGGUUGACUCUCAAUUGCCCUCUGGGAAAUUGGUGUUUGAGCAACAAAUGCUGUCCUGACCAGUGACAACCUGCAAAUGAAUAAAAAUAUGUUGGAUCUGGAAUCACAUGUAGACCAGAUCAGGGAAGGUUGAUGGAUUUUCACCUAUAAAGGACAUCAGUGAAGUAGAUACCAUUUGAUGACAGUUGUUAUGAGUCAUCAUUAUAUUCUUGGUUAAUUAAUUGAAUUGAAAUUGAGCUAAUCCUGGAGAGAUUUGUACACUGAUCUGCAAAGCAUUAAUCUGGGCUAAUGGAUUAUCGGCAAUAAUACCACCACACCAUCAUCACGGUCAUAAAUUGUUGAUUAAUUUGCCUACACCGAUGAAGAAAGGCCAAUUGGGAAAACAUAAGGAAUAUUCUUGGAUCAGAGGAGAGAACCAAAUUUGUGGGAAUGAGGAAAAAAGGGAAACAAACAAGAUUCUGAAGAGGUUCGAUAGGGUAGUAGCAGAGAGAUUUUCACACCUGGCCAGGGAACCGAGAACACAGGGGCACUGUCUUAGUUUAUGGGUGAUUUGUUUAGGAUUGAGUUAAAAUGAUAUGACUUUGCUAUGGAUCAUUGGAAUUCUCUUCCCUUGUGCAUUGUGGGUGCUUCAUCACUAGAAAUGUUUAAGGCUGAGGGAAACACAUGUUUGGCUUCUCGGGGAAUGGGAGACAUUGGCUGAGGCAGCUGAUGAGUUGUGAGCAGAUUGAAUGGCACAAUAGGUUUGAGGAAUCAAACAGCCUAGAAUCCCAGAAUCCUACAGUGCGGAAGCAGACCAUUCGGUCCAUCAAGUCCACACCGACCCUCCAAAGAGUAUUCCACCUAGACCCAUCCUUCCACCCUGUCAUCCUGCCUUUCCCAGGGCUGAUCCAGUGAGCCUACCACAUCCCUGGACACAAUGGGCAAUUUAGCAAAGCCAAUCCAUUUGACCUGCACAUCUUUGGGCUCCUGCUCCUAUUUUGCAUGUUCCCACGGAGACAGAGUAGCACAUUCUUUCAGCUGACAAUAUAUUUUGUACCUCGUCCAGUGAAGAAGCAAAAGGGAUAUUUUGUUUUGUCUGCAACCUUCUCUGCAGAGUUAAGCAGUCACUAUCUGACAGCAGCUAGGGCCCCCAAGCUAAGAAGCUCAAAGAAAUAUUGCUGUUGAGAUGCUUGGCAAUAAUUAACAGGGGAAAAGAAGCCUGAAUAGAGGAACAAGGGGAAAAUCAGAAGUGAAGUAUUAUAGAAUCACCAGAAUACUCAAACCAUCCAAAAAUAACUUCUUACUGAAAUCAAGGCAAAUAAAACACCAUGACAAAGUCUAUCUUUAAUUUCAACAAGAUAAUUUAAUUUCCCAUUCAAUUUCAAAACUAUUUCAAUGCAAGUUUGCUUUGAGCAAUUAAUGUUUCAAACUUUACACUCCAUGGGCAAGAGGGAGAGAUCAACAUCACAAAUAGACAGUAUUCUUCAAUAAGCGCAACUUAGCAUAGAUAGCAUGUUUCUAAAAUAGAUUCCUCUGGGAGCAAAGAAUUUUAAUAAGGUAUCUCCCUGCUGAUUACCACCACCAGCACAGCACGAUGGCUCAGUGGUUAGCACUGCUCCCACGCAACACUCGGGACCUGGGUUCAAUUCCACCCUUUGGUGACUGUAUGGAAUGCUUGAUGGGCUGAAUGGCCUGCUUCCACACUGAAGGGAUUCUAUGAUUCUACUCCCAUACUCACUCCAUCAAAGCUGAUUGACUCACAGCUAACUGUUUACUCAGUAAGCUGCUAACUGGGCCUCCUGAGAAUGAGGUGCAUGGGAGGGAAUCAGACCUCCUCAGUGGGAAUCUGAUCCUCUCCUCACUCAGUGUCACACCAUCAGGUACUAACCAGGAAGUCUCUCCCACCUGCUCUGCCCUCUCUUACCACGAGGCUGUGAAAGACUGUCACAGCGUCCAAAAACUCUCCUUCUUUUCAUGCGCAGCCCAAUGUGUCCUCCACUGUUUGGCACCGGGGCCUUGGCACAACAGCUCAAAUGGCUGAUGGUAGUGGGCUGGGCAGAACCCACGAGCGUGGCAAAGCAACUGGGCCCCCUGCUGGUAUUUCGGAUGUUGCCUGCCAGGAUCUGAACAGAACAAGGUACACACUCAUCCACAACUGGGAGCUAGGGGAGUUUAGAUACAAGGCAAUCUUCCAAAAGCCUGGACCUGCCACCUUCUGGUGUGGAGUCAAGCACAUUUAUAUCGCUGGUGGACCGCACUGUGCUGUUACAUCUAACUUGUCUCUGUCUUCAAAGGCACUAUUACACUCCCUGUGUGCACUGAAUAAAACAUGUACCAAUACAGAU